Molecule: messenger RNA, 1979 nt
Organism: Exophiala xenobiotica
Lineage: Eukaryota; Fungi; Ascomycota; Eurotiomycetes; Chaetothyriales; Herpotrichiellaceae
Exons: 1
Coding region: 42-1676 (544 amino acids)
Source: RefSeq, a predicted model, not a curated record
GCGCUUCUCAACUGCAACUCACGACUCAGAACAAGCUCGCAAUGGAGUAUGCGACAUACGAAUCGCGACUUGCUACCUUUGAACCUCCAUCCAAACGCUCAAAACUAGGAUGGCCUCACAAAACACCCACCCCAGAAGAAUUAGCCAAAGCAGGCUUCUACUACAAACCCUCGAGCGAAAGCAAUGAUAACACCAUCUGCUUCUUGUGCGGAAGAUUUCUGGACGGGUGGGAAGCAGACGAUGAUCCAAUCCAAGAACAUGUGAAACACUCAAGUGACUGCGCGUGGGCGAUAUUAAUGGAUGCUGGUCAGAACACCAGCUGGGAUGUCAAUAAUAUGGAAGAUCCCACUGGACAACACUCCGCUGAUGCAAGAAGAGGUACAUUUGCAAUCGGCUGGCCUCAUGAGUCGAAACGUGGCUGGACAUGCAAGACCGAAAAAAUGGUAGAAGCAGGUUGGUAUUAUGUGCCUACACCCGAAAGCGACGACUUCGUGAGCUGCACAUACUGCAAGCUAUCACUGGACGGCUGGGAACCCAAAGAUAACCCUUUCAACGAGCACUACCGCAGAUCGCCUGAUUGUCCCUUCUUCCACUUUGCAGGCACGACUGCGCCUUCAAAACGCCCGAAAGCAAAGAAAGGCCGCGCAUCAAGAUCCUCUCGAACAUCGAAAGCUUCAACACGUUUAUCUACGCAAUCGAAUAACACAACUAUGCUCUCAGAAGCCCCUAGUAUGGACGAGAUACCCGAUCUCGACGAGUCAAUAGACACGAGUACAACAUCAGUAAUGUCAACAAUGUCCACCGCAUCAACAGCCACAACAAAGGGCAAGCGGAAUCGCACAGGGAGAGCAACGAAGGCAACCAAGAAACGAGCAAAGACAACGCGAGCGACUAGAACGAAGAAAGCUGAGCCAGUACCAGAGCCCUACCCCGUCGAAGAACAGGUCGAACAGCAGGAAACAGAAGCGAUAGAGACACCGAGACAGGCUCAGCCAGGGCCUCAGAUCGAUCCCGAACCAGAAGGUCUCCCAGAACAACAUUCUCUCCCCAGUCCCGAAUCCAGCCCAGAGCCUGACGUCGAAUACCCAACCAUCGCGAAUAUUCCUGGCAUACCUAGCUCGCCCAGACACCUGGGCCCUGUCGGCGUCCCACCACAGCCUUCGCCCACGCCGAUUAAGACGCGAGCACCUCCUUCCGCGACACGACCAUCGGUGACUCCAAGAACAGCUACAAAAUCCCAUUCACAACCGCAAGCACAGACGCAGCCACAACUUCAAGCGCACCAGGUCCCCGAGCAAACAAGCCCAUCGCCGCCCUCAGACAUCGAGAACGCCCCUCCAAGCGCUCGCCCCGCCUCAGUUCGACAGCUACUUGCCAGUCAAACACAGACAAUCCCUCUCGCCACGUCAUCACCCGGCGAACGCAUCCCAACAUGGAACCCAGCGGACAUCGAGCUUAUUUUCCAGCCUAGUACGCCUCAACCAGCCGAUCUAUUGGGCCUUACGGGCGGCAAACUGUCUGCCGAGGAACAGUCCAUGACGGUGCAGGAGUGGAUUGAGCAUGUCGCGGGUCAGGCGGAGACUAGUCUGCGCAUGGAGGCGGAGCGUGUGGUGGGUGUUUUCGAACGCGAGGGACAGAGGGCGAUGGGUGUAUUGGAGGCAAUCAAGUGUGUUUGAGCGGUUCUUCUUUUGGUCAGGCUGCGUUUCUGCAUGCCCGAUUCCAGCGAAGGGAUGUAACACUUGUUCGCGCUGUGAUCGCACUUGAGUAUGCAUUAUGAGCGAGUAUGGAGUUUUGAGAGCUUUUAACAUCAAUCAGGGUAGCGUGGGAUAUGCCGUUCAAAGGAGUGCCUUUGUACUGCACUUGGCAGCCUUGUCAAUGGACACGACAUCUUCGUCUUGGAUCGAGGGUAUACAAAUAUUUUGAUCGUGAUGUACGCUGCUAUGACAGGACAUAUCUCGUCGCUGCUGUUAUCCCGUUGU